AAUACAUAUUCGCUGCAUUGCCUAGAACCCAGAGAGGGACUCCCCUUGUCCUUGGAGGCGACCCCAAGGGGAAGAGCUUCCUGUAUACCAAUGGAAAUAGUGUUAUCAUCAGAAACAUCGAUAAUCCUGCAAUUGCGGAUAUCUACACCGAGCACUCGUGCGCUGUAAACGUCGCUAAAUACUCGCCCAGUGGAUUUUACAUAGCGUCUGGAGAUCAAUCCGGGAAAAUUCGAAUUUGGGACACAGUAAACAAGGAGCACAUCCUGAAGAAUGAGUUCCACCCGAUUGGAGGUCCCAUCAAGGACAUAGCUUGGUCCCCAGAUAGCCAGAGAAUGGUUGUGGUGGGUGAGGGUCGUGAGAGAUUUGGCCACGUGUUCAUGGCUGACACUGGAACCUCAGUGGGUGAGAUUUCAGGGCAGAGCAAGCCCAUCAACUCCUGCGACUUUCGCCCUACGAGACCCUUCAGACUGAUAACUGGCAGUGAGGACAACACCGUUGCCAUCUUCGAAGGUCCACCCUUCAAAUUCAAAAUGACCAAGCAGGAACACUCGCGUUUUGUUCAGGCAGUCAAAUAUUCCCCCUCAGGGAACCUCUUUGCAUCAGCUGGCUUCGAUGGCAAGGUUUUCCUCUACGAUGGUACGUCCUCGGAAUUAGUCAGUGAGAUUGGAUCACCAGCUCAUCAGGGAGGAGUUUAUGGAGUCACCUGGAAGCCAGAUGGCACUCAAUUGCUCACUGCCUCUGGAGAUAAGACGUGUAGACUGUGGGAUGUAGAGACCAAGAGUCUCAUUACUGAAUUUAAUAUGGGUAGUACCGUAGAAGAUCAACAAGUUAGCUGUUUGUGGCAGGGUGACCACUUGCUCUCGGUUUCACUGAGUGGUUUCAUCAACUACCUGAAUGUCAACGACCCCUCUAAACCCCUGAGAAUAAUAAAGGGCCACAACAAGCCAAUCACAGUAUUAACCCUGAGUCCAGACAGGGGAACAAUUUACACUGGCUCCCACGAUGGUCACGUGACAAAUUGGAAUGCUUCCACAGGGGAGAAUGAUCGUGUCCAGGGUCAGGGUCACGGUAAUCAGAUAAAUGGUAUGAAAGCAUCGGGUAAUCUGCUGUACACAGCUGGGAUUGAUGACACCCUUCGAGCAAUUGACAUCGCGAGCAAUUCGUACAACGAUGCAGACACCAUAAAACUCGACUCACAGCCACGAGGACUUGAUAUCUAUAACGAUAUAGUUGUAACAGCUGCCAUGAGGCAGAUCCAUCUGACUCAGUCAGGGAGAAAAGUAUCAAAACUUCCUAUUGAUUACGAGCCCUCUUGUGUGGGAGUCAAUCCAGAAACUGGGGAUGUAGCUAUUGGAUCCACAUCUGACAACAAAGUUUACGUUUACAAUCUCUCUGGCACGUCACUGACUUUGAAACUCGAGCUGGAGCAUUUGGGGCCUGUCACAGAUGUUGCUUACAGCCCGGAUAACAAAUAUCUAGUUGCCUGUGAUGCCAACAGGAAAGUUAUUCUCUAUAUGUUGCCAGAGUACAAGCUGGCACACAACCGAGAAUGGGGCUUCCAUAAUGCUAGAGUGAAUACCGUUGCUUGGUCGAGUGACUCGACAAUGGUUGCCAGUGGCAGUUUGGACACUACUAUUAUCAUUUGGAGCGUUACGAAUCCAGCGAAACACACCAUUAUCAAAAAUGCUCAUCCCCAGAGUCAAAUCACACGUCUUGUGUGGCUGGAUGAAGAAACCUUGAUAUCGGUUGGCCAAGACUGCAAUACCAAAAUAUGGCGUGUGGAGAAAAUCUAACGAGCCAAAAGAGCAAAAAAAAACGGAUUAAUUUCGUCAUUUUUAUACUCUCGCUUCAAGAAACAUGAAACAUCACCAACCAACUUUUUUGAGAAAAUUUUUCAUAAACAUUUUGAUGCACUUUAUUUAUUUUAUAAUUUGUAGCAUACAAAUAUUGUAUAUUAUUUUUGAAUACGAUUGAUGAUCGAUAUACAAUUCAAUAUCCAGUGGAUUGUCAUUAACAAUUUUCCACACAUUAUUUUCCAAUGUUUCAAAUUAUCAUUACUUGGCACAGACGGAUAUGUUUUCGACAGUAUUCCCCCAUCUCCAUAAUUUCUAAACUCUUACAAUAAUAAUCAACAACCGGUUUAGACACGAUCAACGAUUAACAACAAUUUUAAUCGAGAGAUAGGAAAAAAAAACCUAAUCGAAACGCAAAAGAGAAAAAAAAAUGAGUGUUCAAUUCAAUUAACAAUUUCACAUCAAAAUAAACGAAUCACCUAGAGUGCCUCAAUUACCAUAUAUCAA
Molecule: messenger RNA, 2300 nt
Organism: Fopius arisanus
Lineage: Eukaryota; Metazoa; Arthropoda; Insecta; Hymenoptera; Braconidae
Gene: flr
Product: actin-interacting protein 1 flr
Biological process (GO): locomotion; sarcomere organization; actin filament depolymerization
Cellular component (GO): cortical actin cytoskeleton
Molecular function (GO): actin filament binding
Source: RefSeq, a predicted model, not a curated record